CGGACGCCGACGCUCAAGGUCAGCGUUGGAGCGCGCCGGGGCUGGCAUUCGGUGGGCUGCUCUGCUGGAGGUAGCGUGGUCCGCACGCUGUCGGCGCCAUGUGCACGACCUUGGUUCCGCUGGUGGGUCUCCUCUGCGUGUCGGGAUGCUUCUCAUUGACGAUGGACGGUAUAAGCGUCAGUGGUCUGAACCGAGUUGGAGAUGAUGUCAUCUUGGAGUGUGGUUUCGUAAAAGAGACCUAUGAAGAGUCCCAAGGAACCGUGAACGUCACCUGGCAUAAAGAUGGGAUGCAGUUCUACCAUUCAGUGAACAACGGCAAUAGCAAAAUCAUCACGGUCAAGGAAACUCCAGGAAUCAAAGUUAAUGAAUCAAGAUCUGGUUUUGGGCGCCUGACUCUAAUGUCUCUUGAAAUCAGUAGCAGUGGAAGCUAUGGAUGCAGCGCCACUUCAGUCAAGAACUCGGUGACCUCUGGAAACAAAACUUUGUUUGUGAUGGCGCCACCUACCACUGAUCCGGUACUUUCCGGUCUGAAGAAGACUGAUUGGAUUCCAAAUGGUUUACUCGAGAUCAACUGCACCGCCGGCAAGUCCCUCCCGGCAGCGAACAUCACCUGGUCCGUGGACGGAAAACCGGUUGAGAGGAAUAGACUGAUUGAAUAUCCCACGGAAGUUGAUGAAGAUGGACUUGAAACUUCUAGGCUCGGUUUAUCCAUCCAGCUAGGUCAUGAUAUAAGGAAUGAAAUAAUCUAUGUCACUUGCGAUGCUGUUGUUGAGAAGACGGUUACUCAACCUACCGAGAAACAUUCAACGUUGCAUAGGCUCCGCUUUGCCAAAACUGUUGACAAAACAUUGACGCCGCCGGGAGCUGGGUCCGGCUCGGCGGCGGGCCACUCGUCCCCCGCCGCGCCCAUCAAGGCUCCGGCGGGCACUCCGCUGCUGCUGCUGCUGCUGCUGCUGCUGCAUUUCGUCUGGGGGACAGGCGCACUGUGGACUGCCGAGCGCCGCACCGGCGGGGGGCACUGCUAGAUCAGCGCCGCACCGGGAGACGCCUGUCGUGCUUGAUAGCGGGACUGGUUGGACCGUUUGAUGCGCAUUGAUGACGAAUGGCAAAAUGUUUUUACUAUGCGCAUUUGCUAUCGGUUGUGGAUGAUGGCGCAUUCUCCUUACGUCCAUGUGCAACGUUAGGGGUCAACUGACUAAUACUAGGCAAUGCCUAGUGACGGCCAGUGCAGUGAUAUCCUUUUCUUGUUACCCAUGUUCAAAUGUGUGGGACAUUGCACGUUUUGAUGACUUAGAGGCUAUCAAUUAUACUGCCUUCCUUUACACAAGUCUUAGAGUUAUUACCGGUUUAGAAUACACUACUAAUUACUU
Molecule: messenger RNA, 1370 nt
Organism: Amphibalanus amphitrite
Lineage: Eukaryota; Metazoa; Arthropoda; Thecostraca; Balanomorpha; Balanidae
Exons: 7
Coding region: 99-1025 (308 amino acids)
Source: RefSeq, a predicted model, not a curated record